Molecule: messenger RNA, 2155 nt
Organism: Juglans regia (Persian walnut)
Lineage: Eukaryota; Viridiplantae; Streptophyta; Magnoliopsida; Fagales; Juglandaceae
Exons: 5
Coding region: 104-1963 (619 amino acids)
Source: RefSeq, a predicted model, not a curated record
AACCUCAUCUACUUGGAGUACGUACGCACUACACGCAGUGCUCUCUCUGAAGCUAAGCUACCUCAUCAAUUUCCAACUGUGAAGAAAAGAUCAAGGAAAAAUAAUGGAAGAGGGUGCUAGCUCAUUAUCUCAAUCUCGUGCUUUUUAUGCUCCUCUCCUUCAAGCUGCCCUAGAAGAUGACUGGAAAACUGCUGAAGCUUUUAUCCAGAAAAAUCCAAACUGCCUUGGAGCCCAAAUAACAAAACAGGAAGGCACAGCUCUUCACAAUGCUGCAGCUGUAAAAAACACCCGUUUUGUAAAAGAACUCGUGAAACGGAUGACACCGGAACAAUUAGAAUUGAAAAUCAAACCAAGCAACUGCACGGCCCUUUACUUUGCCGCUCAAUCAGAAAUCGUAACAAUUGCAGAGGUGAUGGUGAAAAAGAACAAAUGUCUGCCAUUGAUCCCCAUGGAUGACAUCGAAUUUUUACCACUUUACGCGGCAAUAAAGACUGGAAAUAGAGACAUGGUGUCGUAUUUAUACUCUGUGACUCCUAUUCAAGACUUGGCUUCUCUGGAUCACAUUAAUCUCCUUAACGCUGCUAUUUCCACCGAUUUGUAUGAUACGGCACACAAAAUUCUGGACAUUCUAAAGCCAGCACUUGUAGAGCAGGAAUAUCUUUGGCUUUCAUUGGAGAUGUUGGCUGAAAUGCCUUCGAGAAUUGGCAUCAAAAGUCAGCCAUCAGUAUGGGAAAGAUGCUUAAACUCCUGUUUCAGAGGUCGGUUAUGCAACAAAGCUUUGAUGCAAGCAUCAGCCCAUCACUUAGUUGAUCGCCUUUGGAAACAGCUAAUCGAAGACAACACAUAUUUCUCGCCAACUGCGGUUGGUUAUGACCAGCAUAUGAUGAAACUAGUUGUUGAAGCUGCAAAAGUAGGGAACGUUGAAUUUAUAAUUAUACUUAUACGCUCUUAUCCCGAUCUCAUAUGGCAAGUUGACAAGGAAUAUGGAAGUUUAUUUCACGUUGCUAUUAAACAUCGACAAGAGCGUGUUUUUAAUUUAAUAUAUGAGAUAGGUGUUGCGAAGGUCAACCUUGCGACCUAUUAUGCCGAAGGGGGAAACAACAUGCUGCACUUAGCUGGACAAUUGCCUUCUUCGGAUCGACUGAAUAUCGUCCCAGGAGCGGCCCUUCAAAUGCAACGAGAGUUGUUGUGGUUUCAACAGGAGAUAGAAAAGAUCGUACCGAAGUCAUUAACGAACAAGAAGAAUGAAAAUGGAGAAACACCCAGAGAUAUAUUUGCGAGGACCCAUGAAGAACUACAGAAGAAUGGUGAAAAGUGGAUGAAAAACACGGCAAACUCUUGCAUGGUCGUGGCAGCACUAAUUGCCACUGUGGUUUUCCCAGCUGCCUUCACAAUACCGGGUGGCAACAAUCAAGAAACAGGCAUUCCUAUCUUUCUGGAAACCAAAUGGUUUACGUUAUUUCUCGUAUCAGAUGCAGUAGCCAUGUUAUUCUCUUCGUCUUCGAUAUUAGUUUUCUUGACAAUUCUCACGUCACGCUAUACCGAAAAGGAUUUCCUUAAAUCAUUACCUCGUAGGUUGGCAUUGGGACUCGCUACACUUUUAAUUUCAAUAGUAGGCAUGCUGAUAGCCUUCAGUGCAGCCUGUUUUUUGGUCUUUAAAAGCAAAGCAAGUGUUCCGAUCCGAAUAAUUGUUGCGGCGCCCAUUGUUCCAAUUAGUUUGUUUGUUAUCCUACAUUAUGGCCUUUGGUUUGAUAUAUUCUGCUCAGCAUUCUGUUCAAAUCGGUUCCUUUUCCGGUCUCAGAAUAGGCUUUUCAAUCCAAGCUGCCAGCAACGUCGCUUGCUACGUAAAUUAAGAAUGACAAUCAAGCCGGACAUAAUGAAAGAACUCAGGUUCCUGAUCGGGCCGAAAAAAAGGAGUCCGAUUGAAACGUCCUACAACCAGUCAUGCAAGUCCUCAGUGUGAAAUUUGACGAAAGUAUGAUCAAGGUUUCAGUAUGAUCUUCAUUAAUUAGCUUGGAAUAAUGUUGAAAGCUGCUACUUUUUAUUAAUUAGGACUCUCGAAACUCUAUUGUAAGAUGGUUCUAUGAUGAUUGUCGUUCUGUAUGUAUUGUUGAAUAUUCUGACGUUUGUCAUAUAUAUAUUUUAUGUAAUUUUU